This is a messenger RNA of Penicillium arizonense, 3018 nucleotides long. RefSeq lists its product as uncharacterized. The transcript is spliced from 6 exons. The record is from RefSeq and is a predicted model, not a curated record. Bases 1 to 3018 code for a protein of 1005 amino acids. Lineage: Eukaryota; Fungi; Ascomycota; Eurotiomycetes; Eurotiales; Aspergillaceae. Gene Ontology annotation, cellular component: COP9 signalosome.
AUGGACACCUCGUUCCCCGAUGCCUCUGGUCGGUCCCAGGCCGAUGCCUUAGCUUCGGUUGCUGCUGCAGAUUCUAACGCUCGUGCCUCUUCUGCUGCUGGUCAAUCUGCGCUGCGUGUGAAGGUUGACGAUGCACCGAAAUUUGACCUAGAAACAUACAUCUCAAACUACUCCGGGCGCACCCGCUACGACCGUCUCUACCUCAUAGGCACGUGCUCCACCGUGCUGUCCAUCGAUGCCCUCAAGGCUGCCAUCGCCGAAGCCAAGUCUAGCAAGGAUGUUUCGCGUUACGAGAAGGCCGUCCGCGCGUUGGCGGAGGUUGCGCCAACUGACCCCUCCGCUUCGCUUGACAACGCCUGGAUUCAGAGCACCCAGCGAUACGUGAGGACACAGACUGAGCGACUGGAACAUGAACUGAGGGGAUACAAAAAUAACUUGAUCAAGGAGAGCAUUCGGAUGGGCAAUGAAGACCUAGGAAAUCACUAUCACCAGACGGGAGACUUGCCCGCCGCAACCAAGGCUUACGCUCGUAUGAGAGACUAUUGCACGGCACCAAACCACAUCACGUCUAUGCUCUUCAAGAUGGUCAAUGUUGCCGCUGAACGUGGAGACUGGGUUUCCAUGCAGUCAAGCGUGUCACGCUUGCGCAACUCUCAAUCGAAACCAGAGGACGCAGCCAAAAAUGAAUCCAAGAUUUCCGCAGCCUAUGCACUCUCACAAAUGCGUCAACAGGCCUUCCUCGAAGCAGCCAACGUUUUCUUGACUAUCCAGCCAGACCUCGGCGACAACUACAAUGAACUCAUUACCCCCAAUGAUGUUGCUGUGUACGGUGGCAUACUGUCUCUUGCAACCAUGACCCGCGAAGAGCUACAGCGUAACGUUCUUGACAACACCUCUUUCCGCAACUUCCUCGAACUUGAACCUCACAUACGCCGCGCCAUCGCUUUCUUCUGCAACUUCAAGUUCCGUCCCUGCCUUGACAUCCUGGAAGCCUACCGCUCUGACUACCUUCUCGACCUUCAUCUUCAGCCCUAUCUCGAAACAUUGUACAAGCGCAUCCGCACUAAGUCUAUCAAGCAGUAUAUGGUACCUUUCAGCAGCGUCAGUCUCGAAUCGAUGGCGAAGAUCUUCGCACCGGAAGUCAUUGGCGGCGAAGCACGGCCUGCUGGCCUCUCAUCGCCAUUUGUGCAGGAGUUGAUUACGCUAAUUCAGGAGGGUGUGCUGGACGCCCGUAUUGACCUCGAGAAGGGAUUGCUCGUGUCGAACCAAGUCGAUGCUCGGACAGAAGUCCAGCGAACUACUCUUCAAAGCCUGCAAGAAUUCAACCAAGAGGCUCAUUGGCGAAUGAUGCGUGCCGCUUUCCUCCAAGCAGGAUUAGAGCCUCUGUCGCAAGACCGGUUUCUCGACAUGCUAUGCCUGUGCGUCUAUCCUCUGUGCUCUGACGAUCUAGGGCGGGAGAUUGACUGGAGCGUGGACUUGACGUUGCCUUCGAUUUCGACUAUACUCUCCGGAUAUAACGACCCUGGGGAUUCGAUAUCAACGUGUAUGAGGCCUCCUCCGCGGCCUGAAAACGUGCCACAGUCGACUCUAGUUUUAAUACCAAGCAUUCCUGACACAUUCCCUGUCCCGCCGGCUUGUGUACCUUCGAAGCGGACAUUCGCCGAGACAGAUGCAGCAAUGGAAGAGUCUUCGAGGGCUACUGCACGAUUGUCGCCUACAUUGAGAGUUGUAAAAUCAAUGAUUAGGGAGUCUGUGGAUACUCGAGAACCAGAUAGAUAUGAAGGAGGCUUGAAAAAACACAUAGAAUCGCAGUUAGCCCCGAUUCAAGAGGAGACAGAGGAAUCUGCGCCAAGGCCAACGUCUAUACCAACAGACCGGUUCGACGGGACUAUGGGAUGGGCCUAUCCGCCAAGUUCUUCCAUUGUUCGUGAGGCCUCGUCUUCCUCGUCUUCUUCGACUUCUUCGACUUCUCAUCCCGCUUCGACUAUCCCCCCAAUAGUCCCUUCCAUCAUGGCAGACCACCCAGAUGCACUCAACGGAGAAACUGAUGAUACUUCCUCUUUGGCAUCAAGCGACGAUGCAUCAGUAUUUGAUCAGUAUUCCGACAGCUCUAGCUACACCGCAUCUCUCCUCUCAAAUGUUCAAAACUACAGAUACGAAAAUGGACGACGAUACCACUCCUACCGGGAAGGACACUACGUGCUCCCAAACGAUGAGCAAGAACAAGAUCGACAAGACCUGCUCCACCACGUCCGAAACCUGGUGCUCAAUGGCCAACUCUACCGAGCCCCACUGGGAGACAACAUACAACGAGUCCUGGACGUUGGCACCGGCACAGGCAUCUGGGCCAUCGAUUAUGCAGACAGCUUCCCCAGCGCCGAGGUAAUAGGCACCGAUUUGAGUCCCAUCCAGCCCUCAUGGGUCCCGCCCAACUUGCGAUUCAUCGUAGACGACGCCGAAUCGUCCUGGCUGUACAGUCGCAACCGGCCCUUUGACUUCAUCCAUGCCCGCGAUCUCGGCGGUGCUAUCACCGACUGGCCGCGUUUGAUCCGGCAGAGUUACGAGAAUCUCCGGCCUGGGGGUUGGCUUGAGUUGCAGGAGUUUGAGGUUACGCUUAGAGCGGAUGAUGAUUCAAUGCGUCUUGCGCCGACGUUGUGUGAUUUUAUCGGACGUUUGCAUUCGGCCAGCGAGGCGUUUGGUCGUCCUAUGAACAUCGCGGAGGGUCAUCGGCAGCGGUUGAUUGAGGCUGGUUUUCAAGAUGUGAGGGAUGAUGUGUACAAGGUCAUCUCUAGUCCUUGGGCUGAGGAUCCUGUGCAAAAGGAGAUCGGCCGAUACAACCAGUGCUCUCUUCUGAUGGCAGUGGAAUCCUACUCACUGGCACUGUUUACUCGAGUACUAGGAUGGUCUAACGAGGAUACCCAAGUGUUCCUGGCAGGCGUGCGUAGAGAUAUCAAGAAUCCCGCCGUCCACUCAUAUUGCUAUAUGCAUGUCGUCUUUGGUCGGAAGCCAAACUACUAG